Messenger RNA from Panthera uncia (snow leopard), 3250 nucleotides. RefSeq names its product small nuclear RNA activating complex polypeptide 3 (gene SNAPC3). Lineage: Eukaryota; Metazoa; Chordata; Mammalia; Carnivora; Felidae. The record is from RefSeq and is a predicted model, not a curated record. Gene Ontology annotation, biological process: snRNA transcription by RNA polymerase III; snRNA transcription by RNA polymerase II. Gene Ontology annotation, molecular function: core promoter sequence-specific DNA binding; RNA polymerase III type 3 promoter sequence-specific DNA binding; bent DNA binding. Bases 32 to 1270 code for a protein of 412 amino acids. The transcript is spliced from 12 exons. Gene Ontology annotation, cellular component: snRNA-activating protein complex.
CCGGCUUUUGCAGGGAAAGGAGUGGGUGAACAUGGCUGAAGGCACCCGGAUCGGCCCAACGUGCCACGGGAUGGGUAGCAGGCAGGACCCCGUCUCCAGCAGUGGGAGCUGCAACUUUCCAGAGUACGAGCUUCCCGAGCUAAAUACGCGUGCAUUCUAUGUGGGCGCUUUCGGGGAGCUGUGGCGUGGCCGGUUGCGCGGGGAAGGGGACUUGUCGCUGAAGGAGCCGCAAGCAUCCGCGCUGCCAGGGAGCCAAGGGGUCGCCGAGUGGGGCCAGGAGGAUGCUGCGGUGGCCCGGGAUCUGGGCUGCAGCUUGGAGGCGGCAGCAGAGCUGCGGACCGUGUGCGGCCUUGAUAAAUUAAAGUGCCUUGAGGAGGGUGAGGACCCAGAAGUCAUCCCAGAGGACACCGACCUAGUGACUUUGGGGGUUAGAAAGAGGCUUCUGGAACAGCGGGAAGAAACCAUAACGAUAGAUCGGGUUUGCAGGCAAGAAACCUUUGCUUACGAGAUGGAGUCACAUGCCAUAGGAAAAAAGCCUGAAAACCCAGCAGACAUGGUUGAAGAAGGGGAGCUUAUCCUAUCUGUGAAUAUCUUGUACCCCGUUAUAUUUCAUAAGCACAAAGAACACAAACCAUACCAGACGAUGCUGGUAUUGGGCAGUCAAAAGCUCACGGAACUGAGGGAUUCAAUUUGUUGUGUCAGCGACCUCCAGAUUGGUGGCGAAUUCAGCAACACUCCUGAUCAAGCUCCUGAGCACAUAAGCAAAGACCUGUACAAAUCAGCCUUCUUUUAUUUUGAAGGAACAUUUUAUAAUGAUAAGAGAUACCCUGAGUGCAGAGAUUUGAGCAGAACUAUCAUUGAGUGGUCAGAGUCCCAUGAUAGAGGCUAUGGAAAAUUUCAGACCGCUAAAAUGGAAGAUUUUACCUUCAAUGACUUGUAUAUUAAACUGGGUUUUCCUUACUUAUAUUGUCACCAGGGAGACUGUGAGCAUGUUGUCGUCAUCACUGACAUAAGGCUUGUGCAUCGUGAUGACUGCUUGGAUAGGACCCUUUAUCCCCUUCUUAUCAAGAAGCAUUGGUUAUGGACCAGAAAAUGUUUUGUUUGUAAAAUGUACACAGCCAGAUGGGUGACGAACAAUGACAGUUUUGCACCAGAGGACCCAUGUUUCUUUUGUGAUGUUUGCUUUCGGAUGCUCCACUAUGAUUCAGAAGGCAACAAACUGGGAGAAUUCCUUGCUUAUCCUUAUGUUGAUCCUGGAACCUUUAAUUAAUAACAAAAGUACACCCUUGUGAAGUAACUACCCUGUGGAUGGAUGAUUUCCAAAACAUGUCACUGAGGAACAGGAUCCACCCGAAACAAUCAGCCAGUUACCCACCCCCCUGCACAAGUUCAGAUCACAGGUUUUCUUACAAAGUAACUUGUGUUUAGAAAUACAUUAUUUUAGUAUUUAUUCCAAAAUAUGGUUAUUAUUUAGUGCCUCUGCCCAUUAAGUGUGUUUAUCUAAGUUGUAGGAGUACUUUAUAUAUUUUGAAUACAAAUCCUUUGUCAGAUUCAAGUGUUCUGAUUUUUGCCCAGUCUGUGGCUUGUCUAUUCAUUCUGUGUCCAGAGUGGUUUUUGCUAAUCUUUAAUUAGAAAAAUUCAGUUAAUGAUACAUCAAGUGGUGGGAGUAUUUUGAAAAUUCUUUGAAGAGUGCGAGAGCUACACCUUGUACCGUGAGGCUUCCAAGGUAAACAUCAUUCAAUUAUCUGUAAUAAAAAUGAGGAACAAGAAUAAAAGUAGAUUUAACAAAUAACAGCAUUAAGAAUAGCUAUUGUGUAAUCUGUUCUCACAGUGGGUUCGUUUAUAGUGUUUUGUUUUGUUAGAAACUAGUAGGCACACUAAACAUUUUAAUGAGACUCACUGCAUGAAUAAUGAAUGUAAAAGGAUCCUGAGUAUAUACUCCUACCUUCACAAAAGUAACCUUUAAAUUGAAGAUUGAUUUCUUGGGCAAGAAUUUUUUCAGCUUAAUGUUAUUAAGAAAAUAGCAGAUUUUGAGGCACCUGCCUGGCUCAGCCGGUACAGUGUACAACUCCUGAUCUCAGGUUAUAAGUUCAAGCCCCACGUUGGGUAUAGAGGUUACUUAAAAAUAAAAUCUUAAGAAUAGCGGAUUUUAUGUAAUAUGACCACUGGGACAGGAGUGGGAUAUGGGAAGUCAAGAUCCUGUGGGUUGCUAGGAUCACUCAUUCUUGGGCAAUAAUACCCAAUAUUCUAUCAGAAUCAGUUGGACCAGAGGUUUUCUGGUCCAGCUCUUUCAUUUUUCUGGCCCCCUCACUUGGAUAAUCCUACUUACUCUCUUUCAUUCUGGUCCAGAGGACACCUUUGAUGAAUUCCAAGAUCUAGAUCAUUAGAGAAAAUUGUUAUUCAUUUAAAGUCAGUUGAAUUCCACAUUCCCUGGAUGGUUAAGAGCAGACAUUUACAAGUCAAAACUGAUGAAUCCUUUAAGCCUGUAUGUUUAAAAGAUUGGCAGUGAAAUGUUUUGUGGACUUAAGUACCACAUACCCAAUUAAGUCCAUUGCUGUACAGAGGACACGCACCUGUUUCUGAUCAUCCUUUCUCUGACCAGUGGGACAAAAUAAGGUGUUAGUGAAGCCCUCACAGCCUUGUAAAAGCCUUUGCUCUUAUGUAGGAUUAGUUGGCAGACCUCAUCUUGACCUGACCUCUUCAACCAGGGUUGUAAAUUUUAAAUGGCUGAGACUCUGGAGAUCAUCUAACAACCCACAAGACCAGAAAAAGGCUCAGGUGAGCAUCUCCCCUCAAAGAUAAUCAAAUAGAGAUGGAAGUAAACCUAGAUUUAACAAAAUUCAGUUCAAUGCCUUUUCUAGUAUCCCCCCCAUCCCACAAUACCUUGAAAAAGAUUCCUAAUAAACAGUAACCCACUCUCUUAUGGAUGGACCUCAUAUUUUGCACAGCGAAACAACUUCAAAUAAAUAUAUCCGUGCAUCUUUUUUUUCCCCUUUUUUUGGAAGUAAUCUCUGCUCCUGAACUCAUGACCUCAAGAUCGAGAGUUGCAUGCUCUACCGACUGAGCCAGCCAGGCGCCCCAACCAUGGCCCCAGCCAUGCACCAUAAAGAUGCAAAAAUUAUUUUACAAUACAGUGUUUAAUAUUCACACAAGGAAAUAAGUUUUAAACACUUUCUCAUUCAGUACUCAAAUACUUUAAAGAUUACUUUCUAUUAUGAGAUCAAAUGAUCAACCCAUUUUCCAAUUUCUU